Molecule: messenger RNA, 1980 nt
Organism: Colletotrichum orchidophilum
Lineage: Eukaryota; Fungi; Ascomycota; Sordariomycetes; Glomerellales; Glomerellaceae
Product: pescadillo
Exons: 1
Coding region: 1-1980 (659 amino acids)
Biological process (GO): maturation of LSU-rRNA from tricistronic rRNA transcript (SSU-rRNA, 5.8S rRNA, LSU-rRNA); ribosome biogenesis
Cellular component (GO): PeBoW complex; nucleolus
Molecular function (GO): RNA binding
Source: RefSeq, a predicted model, not a curated record
AUGGCGGGAAGAGUCAAGAAGAAGGGAGAGGCCGGAGCGGCCAAGAACUAUGUCACAAGAAACCAGGCUAUCCGCAAGCUGCAGAUCAGCCUGCCCGACUUCCGCAAGCUCUGCAUCUGGAAGGGAAUCUACCCUCGCGAGCCGCGCAGCAAGAAGAAGGUUUCCAAGUCCUCGACCGCCUCGACGACCUUCUACUACGCCAAGGACAUCCAGUACCUCCUGCACGAGCCGCUGCUGCUCAAGUUCCGCGAUCAAAAGGCUCUCGAGAAGAAGAUUUCGCGCGCCCUCGGCCGCGGCGACGUUGGCGAUGCGAAGCGCUUGGAGAAGAACGCCGCCAGGCCCGAGGAGACUGGCAAGCCGAGAUACACCCUCGACCACGUCAUCAGAGAGCGAUACCCGACUUUUGUCGAUGCCGUGAGGGACCUUGACGACUGCCUGUCCAUGCUCUUCCUUUUCGCCAACCUGCCUUCGACGUCCUCCGUUCCCGCCAAGAUGAUUGCACGCUGCGAGCGGUUGACCCUCGAGUUCCAGCACUACCUCAUCGUGUCGCAGAGCGUUACCAAGUCCUUCCUUUCGAUUAAGGGUAUUUACUACCAGGCGAACAUUAACGGUGAGGAUGUCUUGUGGUUGGUGCCUUACAAGUUCAACCAGAGGGUUGUUGGCGAUGUCGACUUCCGCAUCAUGGGAACCUUUGUCGAGUUCUACAUGACGCUGUUGGGCUUCAUCAACUUCCGUCUGUACACCGGUCUCGGCCUCAAGUACCCGCCCAAGUUCGACCAGACCAAGGACAACCAGUCUGCCGAGCUUGCCGCCUUCACCAUUGAGGGCCAGAACCUCGCUGCCCCCGAGGAGCAGAAACAGAUCACCAACGGCGAGACCGAGCACCAGGUCGAUCCCAAGACUCAGGCCGCAGUUAACAAGGUCAUCAAGAAGCUCAAGUCUUCGGAUGCUGACAAGGAGGAGAGCAAGCCGGAGGAGCACACCGAGUCCACAGAAGAACCCACAAACGCCAUUGACAAGUUCGAGCCCGCGGCGCCCGGCGGUGACGUCCUGCCCCAACCUGUGCACUCGAGCUCCGACAGAGGCAAGCUGUUCGCCAACUGCACGUUCUACCUCUCCCGUGAAACCCCUAGACAACCCCUGGAGUUCCUUCUGCGAUCGUUCGGCUGCAAGCGCAUCGGCUGGGAUGCCGUCCUCGGCGAGGGUGCGUUCACCACCGAUGAGCGCGACCCGUCCAUUACCCACCAGAUCGUUGACCGUCCUCCGAUUUACGCGGCCAACAGCGAGGAAGGUGAUGGCGAGGAUAACCAGACAUCUCAGAAGCUUGCGCCCAACCAGCGCAUCCCCGGCCGGAUAUACGUCCAACCCCAAUGGGUGUGGGACAGUGUCAACGAGGAGGAGCUCAAGCAGCCGGAUCAAUACGCCCCCGGCGCCCAGCUCCCUCCCCAUCUCAGCCCCUUUGUCAGGCAAGUGCAGGGCGCGUACGACCCGACCGUGUCUCUCGAGGAGCAGGAGCCCGAAGGCGAGGCUCUUGCCGAGAGCGACGAGGAGAUGGCCGACGACGUGGACGCUGGCGACAUGGACGUUGCCGGCUCCGACGAGGAAGAGGAGGGCGAGGAUGGCGAGGGCUCCGACUUUGACGGAGUCUCCGAGGAUGAGGACGAGGCCGGGUCCGAGAACGACGAUGCGGAUGCGCAGCGCCAGCUUGAGCUCGAGGCCGAGCUCACGGGUGGCGCCGUCAAGCACAAGGCGGCCAAGCCAAAGACCAAGAAGGAGGCGGCCCGUAAGGCGCACGCUAAGAAGGUGGCCGAGGAGGCGGAGGAUAUCGAGCGGGCCAAGGGCAUGUUGAGCAAGAAGAAGAGAAAGCUGUUUGAGCAGAUGCAGUACACCAAUAACAAGAAGAGCGCAGAGGACGAGAAGCUGCGUGCCAAGAGGAGAAGGCUGGAGAAGCAGCUGGCCAACAAGAAGGCCAAGGCAUAG